This is a messenger RNA of Loxodonta africana (African savanna elephant), 1020 nucleotides long. RefSeq names its product olfactory receptor 8K3-like. Gene Ontology annotation, biological process: G protein-coupled receptor signaling pathway; sensory perception of smell. The coding region runs from base 1 to 1020 and encodes 339 amino acids. The transcript has a single exon. The record is from RefSeq and is a predicted model, not a curated record. NCBI's taxonomy places the organism in Eukaryota, Metazoa, Chordata, Mammalia, Proboscidea, Elephantidae. Gene Ontology annotation, cellular component: membrane. Gene Ontology annotation, molecular function: G protein-coupled receptor activity; odorant binding; olfactory receptor activity.
AUGGACAAACACAAUCUAACAGUGCUGAAUGAAUUCAUUCUGACGGGAGUCACAGACCACCCAGAGCUGCAGCCUCCAUUGUUUGGACUGUUCCUCAUCAUAUACAUGAUUUCAGUGGUGGGCAACUUGGGCAUAAUCAUCCUCACCAAGAUGGACUCUAGUCUUCAAACACCCAUGUACUUUUUUCUCAGACACCUGGCUAUCACUGAUCUUGGUUACUCAACAGCUGUGGGGCCCAAAAUGUUGGGAAAUUUUGUUGUGCAUGAAAAUACAAUCUCCUAUUAUUUUUGUGCUAUACAGCUAGCUAUCUUUAUAUUGUUCAUGACUAGUGAACUAUUUAUUCUGUCAGCAAUGUCGUAUGACCGCUAUGUGGCCAUCUGUAACCCUCUGCUCUACACAGUCAUCAUGUCACAAAGGAUAUGUUGUGUGCUGGUGGUGAUUCCCUAUCUCUACGGCACAUUUGUUUCCCUUCUCCUCACCAUAAAGAUUUUUAAUUUAUCCUUCUGUGGCUACAAUGUCAUCAGGCAUUUCUACUGUGAUGCUCUCCCCUUGUUGUCUUUGCUCUGCUCAAACACACAUGAAAUCAAAUUGAUCAUUCUCAUCUUAGCAGUUUUUGAUUUAAUUUCAUCCUUCCUAAUAGUUCUUGUUUCUUACCUGCUCAUCCUUGCAGCCAUUUUCAAGAUGAAGUCAGCUGAGGGCAGGCACAAUGCCUUCUCCACCUGUGGAUCCCACCUGACAGUGGUGGUAGUGUUCUUUGGGACUUUAAUCUUUAUAUACAUGCAGCCCAAGUCCAGUUCCUCCUUUGACACUGAUAAAAUGGCUUCCAUAUUUUACACACUGAUUAUCCCCAUGUUGAAUCCCUUGAUCUAUAGUUUGAGGAAUAAAGAUGUAAAGUAUGCCUUACAUAGGACUUUGGGACAAUUAUGUAAUAUAUUUACUCAAAGUUUGCUAUACCAUAUGAUUCAUAUAAAUUACAUUAUGGGCUUUAAACUGUUUUCUGUGUGCCUCCAGAGGGGAUAG